AUGGACAUUGAUCCUCAGUUGCACCGCGACGGGGACACCCAACGGCCUCCAUACAUGCCGACCCGACCGACUCCCAUAAGUCCGGAUUACCCGGAACCACCAGCCCACCACCCGCUCGACCCGUAUGCAAGCCAUAAUUCCGUGGAGGGGAUGCAAGCCCAAGCGGGGCCAUUGACCGGUGCCGAGCACGCCAACCCAUCCCCCGAUGCCGAGCACGAAGCCAAACGCUCGCGCGCGUGCGAGCCCUGCCGACAACUCAAAGUUCGCUGUGACCCUGAUCCAGACCAUCCGGAGGGCUCGUGUAAGCGAUGUGCCAAGGCACGCCGUACAUGUAUAGUCACGGCGCCAACGCGCAAGCGCCAGAAAAAGACCGACAACCGAGUCGCGGAGCUGGAGCGCAAGAUUGAUGCGCUGACAGCGACAUUGCAAACUUCACAUUCUGCCGGUGCGCUCUUUUCUGGGCCUUCCCCGCGAGAGGAGCCUGCGCGGGGAUGGAGUAGUGAAUCAAAGAUCGCUGGCAGUAAGCGACAGGCUAGCGGCGAGGUCAAGAAGCCAAGUGAGAUGCUGGCGCCGCGAUAUUCUCGCCCUGGUAGUCCAUCUGCAGAGCAAAUCCCUACGGCGUCGAAGCAAUGGCGUAGGCCCGUUGCCGACGGGCCUGUAGGUGGCGCAGGUCCAUCGGCGAAGCCAGGGACUGAUAACGAGUUUACCGAUAUGAUAGACCGGGAUAUCAUCGAUUACAGCACUGCCAACUUGGCUUUUGAUCGGUAUAUCUACCAAAUGGCUCCUGAGAUGCCUUUUGUGGUCUUCCCGCCGGGCACGACGAUGGGUGAAGUUCGGCGCAACAAGCCGUUCUUGUUUCUUGCCAUUAUCGCUGUUUCAGUCAGCGUGUUUAACCCAGAAGCGCAACCUAUUUUGGUGAACGAACUUUACAAAUUAAUAGCCGAGAAGGUCAUUGUGAAAGGUCACAAGUCAUUGGAGCUAGUACAGACUAUCAUGGUCUGUGCAAUCUGGUAUAUGCCACCGGACAGUUUCGAGGAGCUCAAGUUCUACUCCCUGACGCACAUGGCGGCAGUAUUGGCAAUGGAGCUGGGACUCAACCGUCGUCCAUCCGAAAAUAAGCGAACUCUCAACAUGAUUCGAGAGUUGAUCAUCAAAAAGCCCAGUGGCCCUGCGUUUGAUCCGGAGGGGCCCGAAGCAAGGCGAACUUGGGUUGGAUGCUACUUCCUGGCUGCGCAGAUGGCAGCCGCUCUCAGACGAGUGCACCUGAUUACCUGGCAGCCAUAUAUGGACGAAUGUCUUGAGAUUUUGGCCACACACCCGGAUGCUCUCCCCUCGGACCGUAAACUCAAAUGGUGGGCAAAGCUAGGACUGAUAAUGGAAGAUGCUGGGAAGCACUUCUCUGCUGAGGACCCCGGCUCGGUUGCUACAUUUGCAAGUAGCAAGGUUUAUUACGACAUGAAGAUGUUUGAAGACCGCCUUGCGACAUGGAGGACAGCUAUCCCACAGGAUAUCUACAACGCACCCAUGAUUCAGACCGAACAUGUCUUAAAUCUGUUUAUUCACGAAUCUGCCUUCAGUGUGAACUUCAAUGCUGGGGAUGAUUCGCCAUCACGUGAAAACAUAAACGGUGCAUCUAUUGCGGCGAUUAAUGAUGCUUUGAACAUAGCCGUCCGUUGCAUUCACCAAAGUAUCGAUAUCAUUUGUACCAUCGAUCCCGAACGGCUCAUAUCCCUGCCGACUACAUGUUUAGCUCGAACCCCGUACCCUGUUGUGUGCUUGAUCAAGAUGUACUCGCUUUUUAUGACACCAGACACCCGCAUUGGCCAGAUCAUUGAUUUGCAAAGUCUCAAGCUUGACUACUACUUGGACAAAGUGAUUGCCCACUAUCGCUCUGCCGCCGGGCGAAAUGGUGGUCGUGCAGCCGCAAAGUUUGGCAACAUCAUGGUCAUGCUGCGCAACUGGUUCAUCAAGAAACGAGACCAGGGAGACCAAGGCCAAGAACUCAAAGAGGCCUUCUCGAUACAUAAAGCAUCAGAUCGCACAUCAAGUACCCCACGGCAGCAUACCCCCUCGACCUCUGCAAGCCAACCAACGCAAAUCUCACAGUGCAUGACGCCGCUGCAUUUCCUCAGCGAGGUAGCCAUGGGCGACCCGGGAUCUCGAUCAGGCAACCAUAUCGCGGCUCGUCAGAUGUCUGCACAAGGACAUCCAGCAACACAAAGCCCUGGGUCUUCAAGCUACGGCGAUCCCUCGUUGUCUAGCCUGUCGGCGGCAACAAAGCAAAGCCCUCAGACCAGCUGGUCGUCUGGCCCGUCAUACCCUAGCACACUUCCUGGUCCAGAUCAAUCCCAGAUAGACUCACGGGGCUACUAUCAGCCCUUCGCGGAUAGUUCACAAAGCUACUCGGAUAUACAUUCUGUUGCAGCGCCAACGCAGCCAGGAUACCCCGACAUCUCUGGCGGCAAUGGUUUGCAACUCGCGCCGCCGAUGGGGAUGACGCCCGGCAUUGGCGUUGAUUAUACUGUUGGGGACCCCUGGAUCACGCUGGGGAGCAUGGCAGACGAGGGACUUUUCACGUUCCCGCUCUCGUUUGACCCAAACCUUGGAUUGUUUUGA
Molecule: messenger RNA, 2616 nt
Organism: Penicillium olsonii
Lineage: Eukaryota; Fungi; Ascomycota; Eurotiomycetes; Eurotiales; Aspergillaceae
Source: the annotation of a GenBank genome assembly